AUGGGCAUCAAAACAGCUCAGAAAAAUGGAGCCUUCGUGACCCAGGACCAAACCCUGCCAUCCCCAGGAGACAGAAUCCUGGGCCAUCAAGAGACCAUGCUUCCAGGAGAUAUGCCACAUUGCCUGAGACUCUUUUUAUACUUUGAGGCGCUUCUUCUUCUGUCCUCCUUGUUUAUGGCUUUCCACACCCACUCACAUUCACACUUCCUCUCACCAACAGCCGCUGUUUGGGGUCAAGGUGCUCUGAUGCCUUGUGAGAAGAGCCAGUGUGUGAUAUCCACUUCUUUUUCAGAGAUGACAAUGAGAAAACUCAUCAUCUGUUUGACUGUGGCUGCUAUCCUGCCUAUCUCCAUUCUAGGGGUUGGCCCACCUAGAGUCCCAUAUGAAGCCAUUUCCACUGUAGCUACCAGGGUCCAGCAGGAGAUUGUGAACAAGCACAAUACCCUCAGGAGACUUGUGGAGCCACCAGCUAAAAACAUGCUGAAAAUGGAGUGGAAUGAAGAAGCUGCCCAAAACGCCAGAUACUGGGCUGAAAAGUGUGAGGUGCAACACAGCCCUCAACCUGGAAGGCAGAUUAAAGAUCAUUCCUGUGGGGAAAAUCUGCUGUUUGCAACCUACUCUCUGUCAUGGUCAGAUGCUAUCCAAAUCUGGUAUAACGAAUCCAAAAACUUCCAGUACGGAACCGGGGCAACAAAACGUGGGGCGAUGGUCAGUCAUUACACUCAGCUGGUUUGGUCCACUUCUUACCAGAUUGGCUGUGGAGCAGCCAACUGCCCCAAAGAGAAGUCAUUUCAGGUCCUCUUCAUUUGUCAGUACUGUCAUGCAUCUUUUUUUUUUCUCCUGAAUGGGGUGAUGAGAUCUGAACUAAGCUAUAUGUGCAUACCCCUUUUAGAUGAGUCUUGUUUGAUCACUUUUCUCUUGGUGUCCUUGUGUAGGGGAAACGAUCCAGAAACAAUGAAUACCCCUUAUAAGGUAGGGCCACCUUGUGGAGACUGCCCUAAAAACUGCAACAAUCGACUUUGUAGUAAGUUUUGAACAUUAAUUCUUCUAGAGUGGACAGUUAAUCACUGAGGCACCUAAAUAAUCUUUUAUC
Molecule: messenger RNA, 1093 nt
Organism: Ornithorhynchus anatinus (platypus)
Lineage: Eukaryota; Metazoa; Chordata; Mammalia; Monotremata; Ornithorhynchidae
Product: cysteine-rich venom protein TEL1-like
Exons: 9
Coding region: 1-1035 (344 amino acids)
Biological process (GO): binding of sperm to zona pellucida
Source: RefSeq, a predicted model, not a curated record